AUGUCCGCGUGGACCCGGUGGGCGGCCGGCCUGGCCUGGCUGGCGCUCCUCUCGGCGCAAGUUUCAGAGAGCGUGAACAUCACGGAGCUGCGUGUGCCUGAAGUGGUGGAACACAACACCAACUCGACGGCCAUCCUCGACUGCGUGUACGACCUGCCCGACGACGGCGUCAACCUGCUGCUCGUUAAGUGGUACUUCGGCGACGAGAACCAUCAGGUGUACCAGUGGGGCCUGGGCCUGGAGCCGGCUGGGUCUGGCGUGCUCAAGGGCAGGCUGCACCUAGGUCACGUGGCGUCGCCCGAACUGCUGAAGAAGCACCGCGCGCUCAGCGUCUCCAACCCCACCGUCGACCUCAGCGGCACCUACAUCUGCAGGGUCAUGACCAACUCGGGCGUCGUCACCGAGGCCAAGAAGAUGAUCGUUUACGCGCCGGCCCGAGCGAUGAACCUGACGCAGGACAAGCCGUCCCCCAGCUCGGUCAACAUCACCUGUGUAGUGGAGGGCGUGUUCCCUGCGCCGCUGCUCGAGGUCUUCGCCAAGCGGGAGGACAAGGAAGACGGGCGGCGCCUGCUGAGCAACGUCAUCCAGCGGACGGAGGCGACCGAGGAGGGCCGUUUCGACGCCGUGGCGUAUGCGCUGGUGGAGGACGGCAGCUUGGAGGGCCGCACCACCUUUGAGUGCGUCAUGACCAUCCCGGAGACGCAAUACCGCCUGCAGCGGCACAUCUCCUACGCGUCAGGUGCCACCCUGGCUGCCAGCAUCGGACCGCCGUGCACACAGACAGGUCGGCAGCACAAGGCAGCAAGUAACCCAUACCUCGGUUACUAG
Molecule: messenger RNA, 828 nt
Organism: Pollicipes pollicipes
Lineage: Eukaryota; Metazoa; Arthropoda; Thecostraca; Pollicipedomorpha; Pollicipedidae
Exons: 6
Coding region: 1-828 (275 amino acids)
Source: RefSeq, a predicted model, not a curated record